Cuscuta campestris is the source of this 2440-nucleotide messenger RNA. The record is from the annotation of a GenBank genome assembly. NCBI's taxonomy places the organism in Eukaryota, Viridiplantae, Streptophyta, Magnoliopsida, Solanales, Convolvulaceae.
CAACCUCUUCCUUAUAAACCCUACUUUUUCUUGGGUUUACAGCCGACGCCUCCAUCAUCUAAGCUUCUUUCUUCAAUCUCAAGAUGGGCAAGAAAUCAAGCUCCAAGGUUGAUGCUGCUCCUGCUGUUGUUGCUCCAGAAAAGACCAUGAAGAAAGGGAACAAGCGAGAGGCUGAAGUUAUUAUGGAAAAGAAAAGCGCAAAAAAGCAGAAAAAAGGCUCUGGGUUGGAACAAGUCAUUGAAAAGAAGAAGGCUGAUGCUAAGACCCAGAAGAAGGUGGAAAGCAGUUCAGAGGAAAGUUCCUCUAGUUCUGAUGAAGAGCUUAAGAAACCUGCCCCCAAAACUUUAGCUCCUCCAAAAAAAAUCAAUCCUUCCAAAAAAGGGAAACAGUCAAGUGAUGAGAGUGAUUCUGAAUCUGAAGAUAGCAGCUCAGAUGAAGAGGUCACUGUUACCAAAAAAGUUCCUUCAGUCCCAGCCAAAAAUGGGGCAGUGAAUGGGAAGAAAGUUGCAUCAAGCUCAGAAGAGGAUAGUUCUGAUGAUGAUGAUACUCCCAUGAAGGAGGUUAGUGCUCCUGCACCUGCUCCUGCAAAAAAAGCUGCGAGUAGUUCAGAGGAAAGCAGCUCUGAAGAGGAUUCAAGUUCAGAUGAUGAGACCCCUGCUAAGAAGGCUCUUCCUAAGGCAUCUACGCCUGCAAAAAAAGUUGAAAGCAGUUCCGAGGAAAGUAGUUCUGAUGAAGAAGAUGACACCCCUGCCAAGACAAAGGCUCCUCCCAAGUCUUCUGUCCCUGCAAAAAAAGUUGAAAGCAGUUCAGAUGAAAGCAGUUCUGAUGAUGAGGAUGACACACCUGCCAAGACAAAGGCUCCUCCUAAGACAUCUGUCCCUUCAAAAAAGGUUGAAAGCAGUUCAGAUGAAAGCAGUUCUGAUGAUGAGGAUGACACCCCUGCCAAGAAAAAGGGUCCUCCUAAGACAUCUGUCCCUGUAAAAAAAGUUGAAAGCAGUUCAGAUGAAAGUAGUUCGGAGGAUGAGGAUGAUGCCCCUGCCCAAAAGAAGGCUCCUGCUAAGGCAUCUGUUCCUGCAAAAAAAGUUGAAAGCAGUUCAGAUGAUAGUAGCUCUGAUGAAGAUGAUGCUCCAGCUGCUGCUCCAUCUAAGAAAACAUCAAAUGGAACUGACAUUAAAAUGAAAACUGAUGAUGAAAGUGAAGAAACCAGUUCAGAAGAUAGUGAAGAUGAGGAGCCACAAAAGAAGGCCACAAAGAAGAGUAGUUCUGAAGACUCAUCUUCAGAGGAGUCCAGUGAGGAGGAAGAAGAGGAGCCUUCAAAGACUCCAAAGAAGGCUAAAGAUGCUAAAAUGGUUGAUGCAACUAGUAAGGCUCAGAGUGAAAAGAAAGCUCCUAAGACACCAGCCACCCCCAGAGCACCAGAGCAAGAAUCAAAAACUAUCUUCAUUGGAAAUUUGUCAUGGUCAAUUGAUAAUGCUCAUGUAGAAGAUUUCUUUAAAGAUGUUGGAGAGAUAAAAGAAGUUCGUUUUGCUUCCUCCGAGGAUGGGAAUUUCAAGGGUUAUGGGCAUGUUGAGUUUACCACUAGUGAGGCUGCCACCAAGGCUCUGGAACUAAAUGGUCAACAACUGUUGGGCCGCGAGGUGAGACUUGACCUAGCAAGAGAGAGAGGUCCUUUUACUCCCAAAAGUGAUUACCACAGUGGGAAACGUGAAAAUUCUUUCCAGAAACAAAGCAGUGGUGAAGGUACAACUAUAUUUGUCACGGGCUUUGACACAAAUGAUGAAGAAGAUCAGAUAAGGAGUGCUCUCGAAGAUCAUUUUGGUGACUGUGGAAAAAUCAUACGCACGAGACUUCCAACCAACCCCGAUGGAUCUGUGAAAGGGCUGGGAUACAUUGAGUUUACUGACAACGAAGCGAUGACCAAAGCCCUGGAACUGAACCGGUCCUCUUUAGGAGGCAGCACCUUGAAAGUGGUGGAGUCUAGGCCAAGGGACAACAGUGGUGGUGGAGGUAACAGAGGUCGUUUUGGUGGGGGCGGAGGAAGUUGGGGCGGGCGUGAUGGGGGUCGUAGCGGCGGCAGAUCAAGCAGAGGUGGCCGUGAUGGAGGUAGGUUUGAUCGCGGUGGAAGGAGUGGUGGAAGAAGGGGUGGAAGGACUAGUAGCAUUACCCCCUCAGGUAAGAAGACAACCUUUGGUGAUGAUUGAGGCUGUCGUCAGGUUUUUUGGGGACCACCGCAAGCUCUUCUUUUAUUUAUUGAAAAAGACAGUGAAGGGCAUUUUGGAGAUUAUUGUUAUUUUGAUAUUAACUGAGAUUAGUUGUGUUUUUUAAUAUUGCCAGAUUUUGUGUGGUGUUUUUUUUUAUAUUUACAUUUUGUCGUAGUGGUGUACUUUCCGAUUUACCUGUCCGUUAUAAAAAAACCGAAUUUCCGUUAAGUUUAUUACCU